UUUGUUGUUAGUAAAAUGCAAAUUCUUAAUUUACCAGCUGAAUUGUUGUUGGACAUCAUACAAUCAGUUCCCAGUGUUCGCGAUAAAUGUCAGCUUUUACAAACUUGUACAGCCAUGCGUAAUUUUUUCAGUACUCAUGUAAGAUGCUGGAGUCGUCUUGAUCUUUCCUCUUACGCCACACUCAGUAAUAGUAUUUUACUCCGAUUUUUGAAGGAAAACCGUAUCAAUUUGAUUACGAGUACGGGUACAGCGGUGCAUGGUAUCUCAGAGCUUGAUCUUAGUGGAUGCUGGUGCCUAUCUCAAGAGAUGGUGAUGGCUCUCACUAAAUCAUUUUCUAGUCUAGAUGGAUUGUUUUUAAAUGGAUACAGACUAAAAGGAAGUAAUAAGCUUGCUUUUGAGCAUCAACGCGACCAUGUCUAUCAAGUACGACCUUCUCAUGACUUAUCAUCGAUGGCGAUGGAUCUGUCAAAGAAAUCAACAAAUCGACUCAAGGUACCAUCUUUUCUGAUAUCGUCGAUCCUAGCUCAGGUACCUAGCAUCACUGCAUUAUCUAUGCAGUACCAGGAUAUAUCACCGUCUUCUUUUACAGAAUUCAAUAACUUGCAGUACUUGGAUAUUUCAUCAUGUGCAGUGAGUGCAGCUAGCCUUCAGAGUCUGUUAAGAAAAAAUCGAUUGGUCAGUCUCAAGAUGUUGAAUAUCGAAUUGACAGACAUGACGUGGCUGUGUAUAGCCCAAUUUUGUAAAAAGCUGAAAUGUCUUCAUGUGUCAUGUCAUGAUGUUGGGCGUCAUUUUCCUUGUAUACGACAAGCUUUGAGUAAUCUAAAGGAGCUGCAAGAUUUCCGAAUGACGCGUGUGGCUGCGGGUAGGAUGGAUGGAGUAAUUACAGAAUUGAUGGAUGGAAUAAGACGACUGGAUGUAUCGCCCAAGAUGAAUAUCUAUCCUAAAGGAGGGGGUAACGGAGGGAAACAUCCAGUGAAGCGUUCUAUAUCGUCUUAUGCUACUACAGAACACGAUUUACUUGCAACUGACGUUUCUCUGCAUCAUUUAUCAAAAUGUCACCAUUUAGUUGAACUCCGCCUAUGUUUUCCAACAAUUUCAUCAGAUGGGCUGCAUGCAUUGUUUCGGUCUAUUCCGCAAUUGGAAGUUUUUGAAUUAAGACAGCACAAGGAGGAAGGGGGAGGGAGAGAUUAUUUAAAAGGAUUAGGCAAUUUGAUCAAUUUAAAUCGAAUUUAUCUUUAUUCUGUCUCUAUCUCCAGCGAUGCCAUGGAUACAUUCCCAUGGUUACCUCGAUUACGUCAUCUGACUACCACUCAUGGUGGUCAGUGGGUGAAUGAACAGCGUCUCAUGAAAGAAUGUAGACGAUUAGAAUCAUUAGAGAUAGGGUCUACAGCCAAUACCAUUUCAUUUUUGAAAAGGGAUCAUCAUUGGCUAACAAUUAAAUAAAAACACCCGCGUCUUUUUUGUGUGCCUGA
Molecule: messenger RNA, 1472 nt
Organism: Mucor mucedo
Lineage: Eukaryota; Fungi; Mucoromycota; Mucoromycetes; Mucorales; Mucoraceae
Exons: 1
Coding region: 16-1443 (475 amino acids)
Biological process (GO): SCF-dependent proteasomal ubiquitin-dependent protein catabolic process
Cellular component (GO): SCF ubiquitin ligase complex
Source: RefSeq, a predicted model, not a curated record